Molecule: messenger RNA, 768 nt
Organism: Symbiodinium necroappetens
Lineage: Eukaryota; Dinophyceae; Suessiales; Symbiodiniaceae
Source: the annotation of a GenBank genome assembly
AUGCUCAAGGACUUGCAGAGGCAACUACAGGCACAGCGGGACUCCGAGACCGAGGAAAGGCUCAAGCUUUCCCAGUCUCUCGUGGAGUUGGAGAAGCGAGUAGCGGGGCACGAAGAGACGCACACGCAGGUGCAGACUCUGCUGGAGGACAGCGAUAGUCACAUUCGCGCCGCCGAAGGGAGAACUCUCGAGCACUGCAACCAGGUUCUUGACGACUUACAUUACGAGCUAACAGCUUCCAUGGAGGACGAAGGCAAGCGGCUUCAACAAGAAUGCUUGCAAGAGCUGGACAAAGUCAGCGAGGACAUCGAGCUGAAGAUUACUUCUAUGGCUUCUAAGGUUGAUGAGGCCGCAGCGACGGUGGGCGACACAAAAGUCUUCGUCGCCUCAGAGUUAGAGGUUCUACAGCAGCGCACGGAUGGGAGAUGUGAAUCUGUCGAGUCGAUGUGGGAGGACUUUCGCAGAGGUAUUCUCGAGCGCCUCGAUGCCAACGAGCUCACCACCGAGGAUCUGUCACAGCGGCUGCAGAUCUCGGAGGAGUGGGGCCUUUUCACCUACGACGGAGGAAGUCAUAUUACAUUACAUUAUAGUAUAGUAUGGUAUAGUCAAGCAUACUACGGUAUAGUAGAGUUUUGUAUAGCUGCGCUUCAGGAGCUUUCUGAGCGGUUGGAUGCUCAUCAUGCGCAGUCGAAGAAGUGGGUGGAGGCCGGCUUGGUAUUUAUUUUUGUUCAUGGAUGCACUUGUGCGAAAUCAGAUUGCUUCGUGUGA